AAUCUUCUUAUAGACACUCCUGCGAGAGAACUAAUUGAGAUAAUUUGCCCUUGCAGUUUUCCUCUAGCUCCGGGAAAUGGCGGUGUGCGAAUCCCAUGACUCUUUGCCGAGAGUUCAGCUGCUGUUCUUCUUCAUCCUUCCUCUGCUCCUCUUGCAAGGGAGGGUUGCAGCUCAAGUCAACGCUACAACAGACCCAAACGAAGUUUUAGCACUGAACACUAUCCUAGAGAGAUUGGGUUUGAGCGCAUCAUCUCAGUGGAAUUUCAGCGAUAACCCAUGCACUGGUGUUGCCAUCGAUCAAACUCCAAUUAAUAAUCUCAACCCUGGAAUCAAAUGUGACUGUACUUACAACAACAAUAACACUUGCCAUAUCACUCAUCUGAUGGUUUAUGCCUUAAAUGUGUAUGGACUUGUCCCCGAAGAGCUACAAAACCUACCCUACCUCUUUGAUUUAAAUUUAGCGCAAAAUUACUUGACUGGAUCUCUACCAGCUGUCCUAGGAAAUUUGACUAACCUGCAAUCCUUAAAUCUAGGCAUUAAUGCCUUAUCGGGGCCAAUACCGCCGCAACUUGGGAACCUUCGAAGACUCGUCACAUUGAGUAUUUCAAAUAAUUACUUCAACGGUUCAGUCCCUCCUGAGUUUGGAAAUCUCAGAAACUUAGAACAAUGGUACAUGGAUAGUUCUGGACUUAGUGGCGAGCUACCACAAAAUCUAUCCAAUCUCAGAAACCUACACACAGUGUGGGCUUCAGACAAUAAUUUCAUUGGAAGAAUACCUGAUUACAUUGGAACAUGGACAAACCUGACAAUCUUGAGGUUCCAAGGCAACUCCUUUCAAGGUCCAAUUCCUUCAAGCUUUGCCAACCUAAUUCAAAUGAUCGAUUUGAGAAUAGGUGAUAUCUUGAAUGGGAGCUCUUCAUUAGACUUCAUUAGUAAUAUGACAUCUCUAAGCACCUUGGUACUAAGGAACAACAAGAUUUCUGAUACAAUUCCAUUGAACUUUCAGCCAUACAAUGGAUUGACUUUUUUAGAUCUGAGCUUUAACAAUAUAACUGGCCAAGUUCCUCAGUCGCUCUUCAAUCUGAGAUCACUUGCUUUCUUAUUUCUUGGUAACAACAGCCUCACGGGUUCCUUACCUCGGCAAAAGAGCACUGCACUAAUGAACAUAGAUUUAUCAUACAAUCAGUUAUCAGGAAGCUUUCCAUCUUGGGUUAGCCAAGGAAACUUGCAAUUGAAUUUGGUGGCAAACAAUUUUGUGAUUGAUGAUUCCAACAAUAGCAACUUGCCUUCAGGGUUGAACUGUCUUCAGCGCAGUAUUCCAUGCCAUCGUGGUUCUCCAAUCUAUUCAUCCUUUGCGAUCGAGUGUGGUGGCAGUAGAGUAAUAAGAUCUUCUGAUAACACUGUCUAUGAGAUUGAUAACGCAAAUCUCACAACUGCAUCAUACUAUGUGACUGAUUCAACCAGAUGGGCAGUUAGCAGUGUUGGGCACUUUAUGGAUGCAGCUGCUCCUUCUUAUGUGAGGACCAGCCAAUCUGAAUUUCUUGGUACUCGAGACACAGAAUUGUUUCAAACUGCAAGGUUGUCUCCAUCUUCACUAAGAUAUUACGGUCUUGGUCUUGAGAAUGGAAACUAUACCAUUAAGCUUCAAUUUGCGGAGAUUGCGUACCCUGACGUGUUCCCUGACUUCCCUUACUUGGCUACUUGGGAAAGCUUGGGUACAAGGCUCUUCAAUAUUUAUAUUCAGGAUGAUCUAAAAGAGAGAGAUUUUGAUAUAAGAAAGCAGGCUGGUGGCAGGUCCAUUGUAGCUGUAUCAAAGGAGUACACAGUUCUAGUGACGGAUAAUUUCCUCGAAAUUCAUUUCUUUUGGUCCGGCAAGGGUACCUGCUGUUUACCAACACAAGGAUUCUAUGGCCCGUUGAUUUCAUCUAUAAGUGUAUCUCCUGCCUUCACUCCUACCGUAUCAAACAGACUGCCAAGUUCAAAGAAAAACCGUGCCGGUUUGAUUGCGGGUAUUUCAGUUGGAGUUCUUGUUCUAGGAUUGUUGGCUCUAUGUGGAGUUAUUUUCAUCAGACAGAGAAAAAGAAUAUUAAAUGAGGAAGCAGUGUUAACAGGACUAGAUGUGAAACCUUUCGUCUUCAGUUAUGCUGAGCUAAGGGCUGCAACUGAAGACUUCAGUUCCUCUAACAUAUUGGGGGAGGGAGGAUUUGGCCUAGUGUUUAAGGGAAUACUGAACAAUGGAAGAAAAGUAGCUGUUAAGAAACUCUCAACCACGUCUCACCAAGGAAAGGGUCAGUUCUUAACAGAAAUUGCAACUAUAUCUGCUGUGCAGCAUCGAAACCUUGUAAAAUUACACGGUUGUUGUGUCGAUGAAGAAAAUCAGAUUUUGGUGUAUGAGUACCUAGAAAACCGUAGCCUUGAUCAAAUAAUUUUUGGGAAGAGAGAUUUGCAUCUUGAUUGGCCAAACCGUUUCAAUAUAUUAUUGGGUGUAGCAAAAGGUUUAGCUUAUCUCCACGAGGAAUCAAUUGUUCGAAUUGUGCAUAGAGAUGUCAAAGCUAGUAAUAUUCUACUCGAUGUUGAUCUUAACCCGAAAAUCUCAGAUUUCGGUCUAGCUAAGCUCUACGACGACAAGAUUUCUCACAUUAGCACAAAGGUUGCUGGUACAUUUGGCUAUCUGGCACCGGAGUAUGCUCUGAGAGGGCAUCUUACAGAGAAAGUUGAUGUCUUUGCUUUCGGAGUGCUAGCAUUGGAGGUUGUUAGCGGAAGGCCCAACUCUGAUCGACUUGAUCACGAGACAGUUUACCUUCUUGAAUGGGCCUGGAAUCUACUCGAGGACAAUCGAAAAUUAGAGGCGGUGGAUCGAAGCUUAGCAUCAUUUGACGAGGAAGAGAUCAACCGGGUCAUUGGAGUAGCUCUACUUUGUACCCAAGCAUCACCAGCGCAUCGACCACCGAUGUCGAGGGUCGUGGCUAUGCUUGUAGGGGAUCAAGAAAUCAUGGAUGUGACCGAGAGGCCUUCCUAUUUGCUCCUGUGGCAAUGUGCCGAGAAUUCUGAUGCUUCAUACCGAAGGCAUGUAACAGAGCGACCUAGCUUUCCAUUAUGGAGCACUGACAGUGUGAAAACCAGAAUUUUGUCUGUUCAAUCGACUGGCGAGUGUAGCAUUGAUGAGGGAAGGUGAACUUGAUCACCAUGGCUGAAACUUCUGUUAACGCAAGGUUCGACUCUGUUAUACUGAAUUCAUGAUCAUAUCAACUGAAAUUCUAAUUCGUGUGGCUUUGACAACA
This is a messenger RNA of Zingiber officinale, 3281 nucleotides long. RefSeq names its product probable LRR receptor-like serine/threonine-protein kinase At1g56140. Gene Ontology annotation, molecular function: protein kinase activity; protein binding; ATP binding. The coding region runs from base 77 to 3175 and encodes 1032 amino acids. Lineage: Eukaryota; Viridiplantae; Streptophyta; Magnoliopsida; Zingiberales; Zingiberaceae. The transcript has 24 exons. The record is from RefSeq and is a predicted model, not a curated record. Gene Ontology annotation, biological process: protein phosphorylation.